AUGGUGGCCUACACCUGCGACGACAGCACAUGGAGGCUGAGGCAGAAGGGCGAUCAUGAGUUUGAAGCAAGUUUCCGACGCCGCAGCGCAGCGGUCCGCGCACACCCGCGUCUACACAGCGAGCUCCGCGUGUCCGGGGCCUGCGCCCUCACCCCACGGCCACCGGCCCGCAGACCACAGCUCCACGGAUGUUCCAGUGACCAAGCUGCCGGUGCUGCUGCUGCUGGGACCAAAGCCCGCCCUGAAGGAGGAGGAGGCCACGGUCCCUGCUGCUCACGCCGCGGUGCCUGCCUCUCUGCCCUCCUGCUGCUCCUGCUGGCAAUGCUUGCUGCCCUCGUUGCCCUGGUCUCCAGCCUUGGACUCCCAUCCCGCACACCAGGGGCCCAGGUCUGUGUGACACCGACCAACAGAACAGGCUUCCUAUGCCACGACCAGAGGAGCUGCAUCCCCGCCAGUGGGGUGUGUGACGGCCUCCGCACUUGUCCCCACGGCGAGGACGAGGACGAGAGCUUGUGCCGAGAUGUGCCCCGCAGCCUCCCCAGCUUCCUCGUGGCCCGCUGCGGAGACCCAGCCUCCUGGAUCUAUUCUGACCAAAAGUGUGAUGGGACAAACAACUGCGGGGACUGCUCGGAUGAACUGAGCCCAGUGACCGAGUGCCCACCCUGCGGCCCUGGGUGGUGGCGCUGCCCUUCCACCUUCUUCAAGUACUGUGACUGUGUCCCGAGGACCCUGUGCCAGGAUGGCACGCAGCACUGCACCGACUGGUCUGAUGAGUACUCCUGUCUGCGGCCCUGAGGGAUCCUCCAGGCCAGCAAGAGGCUGCUGGGGAUGGUGCAGAUGACUGCUCACACGUGAAGCCUGAAUCCUGGGCUCCAGCACAGGAAGACGCUUUCCUCUUUCUUUCUUUUUAUUGGGGGGAUAUUGGGGAUUGAACUCACAGCCUUGCACUUACCAGGCAGGUGCUUGAGCCACUGACCUAAACCUCCAGCCUCCUGGAAGGCGCUUUCCAAAUCAUCUGAGGAAGUGUGGGGUAUAGCUUGAUGGUAAAGCACUCACUUAGCAUGCUCGAGGCCCAGGCUCCCACCCCAGCACUGCAAAGCAUAAGUGGCCUAGUGGCACCUCCACGUCACUUGUGAAUCACAAUGGCCUUUCCUGCUCUCCCAUGGCUCAGCCUCUCCCUGAAUGCCUCUAGCGGGGAGUUAGUUCUCUGUCAUGUCAGGCCCCUGUAGCAAAGAUGAGACUCUGCCGCCAUGGUUUCAGAUCUGCCUGGAGCCACAUGAAAGGAACAGGCACCUGUACUCUAAGACAGGUUUGCAGCUCCUGAUCUUAUCAUCACCCUGUGGAAAGAUCAGUCUGUACCCUCUCUGCCAAGCCAAGGAUCUGGCCAUCCUCCAGGGUGGCACAGAAGUACAGCGCAUGCCCCUUCCUCCCUCCUGGUACCUAAGGCACACAGUGCGGGGCUUUCUCUCUGUCUCUGAUAACAUGUGAUGACUGAUUACAUGUGAUGGCGUGGGAGGCAGGGUGCUUGUCCUCCUGCCAGCAGGAAGCGUCCCCAAGACUUGCCGCUGUAGAACAGAAGGUGGGGAGGGAGGAUGGCCGGAGGGUCCCGGGCCCCACCCCAGCUGCCAGCCGGACAGCCAAGGUUCCCAAGAAAGAAUUAGAGCUGCAGGGAGCUGCUCUCAACCUCUUCCCGCUUCACAAUGCCCAGGCAGGCAAGGAGAGAUGUCUCCCUUGGACAAAUGGGGGAAGCUGAGGCCCGGGGGAAGUGACCCAUCCAGGAUCUUACAGCAGUGCCAGGGCUAGAACUGGAACUCGGAUGCAGUUAGCCACACCCCAACCCGAUGUGACCAGGCCAGGCCAGGCUAAGAAAGUGUCCCACACUCAUUCUGGAGACACAGAGAGAGGCAUGGAUUCUGGACAAGGGAGAAGACAGAUCUAUUGCCAUUUAGGUUUUAUAGGUCGGCCUCUUGUGAGUUUUGAAACAAAAAUGGGCAUCAAAGAGUGCAGUGAGCGGUGAGCGGUGAGUGAUGCUUGGUUCAUUUCCCCCCUCCUUCCUUCUCUGGCACGCUCGGCUUACCUGGGCCCGGUCAGGGACUCCUGGGCUCCAAAGGAAGAGGCCUGAGAGCAGAGGCUGCACCUCAAGUCAUGGAGGUGCGGGUGGACAGGGGAAUGGAACGGGGGUAGGGGGGGCUGGGCCCCACGAGGUGCCUCCGGGAGUUAGGCCUUCACAGCUCUGACUGGAGCAUCCGGACCCUGUGGGAGCUUGAGCUCCCAAGUGCUGCCUAGGCGUGGUACCUUCGCUGAGUUUCUUUGUAACUGCAGCCUGAGCGGCUCCUGCAGACCCCAGCCUCAUCCUUGGCUCCCCAGGGUUUGGUCAGGCCUGCUGACUGGAGAGCCUCCUUCCCACAGACUCACAGAGAGAGGCGAGGAAGGGCAAGCCUGGUCCCUGAGGAAGGCGUGAGGCAUGCAGAGCUCAGCUGGGAAAGGUCCGCCACACCAGAGUAGGCAGCAUCCUGGGUAGGGGAGGGAGAGAGGUGCAAGAGAGAGGAGGGGCUUCUGAAGGGCACAGCUGGUCACACCGUAAUUGAGGGCAGUGGGGCAUCAGUGGAGCCUUCGCCAGGGAAAUGCCUGAUUAGAGUCCCUAAUGUGUCUCAUCGGAGAGAUGAGGCCGCUAGCUGACCUGUGCCCACUAGCUGGGGGCAGAGCCAGGCAGUCGGCCUCUGAAGCUGGAUUGGCUGUCUCAUGUUGCCUUGGUCAGAAGACCUCUGCUUCCUCAGAAGGAGCCAGGAGCAGAGGAGAGCAGGAGUUGACACCCCAAGCUGAAGCUGAGCUGAGAAGCAGGGGUCCAGUUGCUGGAGGGUGUAGGGGAGCUUGGCUUCCAGGCUGCAGAGAGGGAUUUUGCCCAAGGGGCUGAGGUUUGUAGCAGGAGGAAUACUCCCAACUGCUUUGAAAAGGACUGCAAAGAAGAGUGAGGAAGAAGGAGCCUGAGACAGACUGGCUGCCGGGCUUCCUAAAGGACAAGGAGCAAAGCUCCGGGCCCAGUGCUGUGCUGGCAGCUGUCACAAGUGUUAGCAGUCAGCGCGAACCCGGAGAAGGCCUGCUCCGUGGAAUCUCACGUUCUCUAAUCUUCACAAGCAUUCAGCAAACCUGGCUUGGUUACUCCACUUUCAGGGCCACGGAGAGACAGAGGGGUUGGGCUAGGAUCACACAGCCUUUAAGAUGCAGAUUCAGGAGCUAACCUUGAUGGGCUUGGAAUCAGAGCGCACUGGGGCGCUCUGGUACCUCUCUCUCUCAGCCAGGGCUGGGGGGGGGGUGCUGGCACUGGCAGGAGAGCCCGUGUUUGUUUCUCUUGUCUACUGGUCCUUCCACCUGGGAACACGUGCUGUACUGCCCUCCAAACUGCACUCCUAGGGUGGACCCAGGAGACCCAGAGGAAGUGGGCCAGGCCUGCCCCUGACACAGCAGCAGAAUAGCCUGGGUGAGCGCUCUGUAGCCACCAUCAAUAUUUGCUCUCUCCCUGCCUCUCUGGCCCUGGCUCCAAGACCAGGACUUUAAGUAUAACAGAUUUUUCUCUGUGUAAACAUGCAGGGAUAGAUAAUGGAAUUUAAAGGGGCUCAGGCUGGGCUCCAGGGUGUGUGUGCUGGAAAUCUGGGCUGGUUUAACUGUGUGCCAUCACUGUUUGCCAGGGACUGUCUCUUUAUCCUUAGACACACAGUCACAGACAUCAGUGCAGGCAGGGAGGGACUUCAGAGCACAGCCCGGCUCUUGACAAAAGAGGAUACCACUUCCCUAGAGGGGAAGGGGACCUGCCUAAAGCUACCCUGCCUAGUGGCUAUCAUAUAGUCACACAGUGGUCCCCACUUAUCUGUGGGGUACAUUCCAGGACCCUCAGUGAAUGGGCAAAGAGCACCAACCCUGCAUAUACUAUUUUUUCCUAGGAUAAACUUUAAUUCUAAGAGAAUUAAUAAAAUUUAUUUAAUAAACUUUAAUAGUAAGAGAUCAACCACAAUAAUCAAUAAUAAAACAGAUUAGUCAUAAUGCACUGUGUUGAACUUUCCAGCAUCACUUCUCCCGUGUUUUGGGGCCAUCCUUAAGCAAACUAAGAGCUACCUGAACCCAAGCACUGUACUGACGCAAUGGCCCAUGGCUGGGAACUGACAGACGGCAGGAGCUGGCAGUGUAGAUGGUGGAUCUGCUGUCAAAGGCACAGCAGGGAACUCACGGGCAGGGGACUUCAUCGCACUUCUUAGAAUAACACAAUAAUUAAAACU
Cavia porcellus (domestic guinea pig) is the source of this 4271-nucleotide messenger RNA. It is a transcript of the gene Ldlrad1, whose product is annotated as low density lipoprotein receptor class A domain containing 1. The record is from RefSeq and is a predicted model, not a curated record. NCBI's taxonomy places the organism in Eukaryota, Metazoa, Chordata, Mammalia, Rodentia, Caviidae. The coding region runs from base 1 to 795 and encodes 264 amino acids. Gene Ontology annotation, molecular function: protein binding. Gene Ontology annotation, cellular component: plasma membrane. The transcript has 7 exons.